Molecule: messenger RNA, 3637 nt
Organism: Doryrhamphus excisus (bluestripe pipefish)
Lineage: Eukaryota; Metazoa; Chordata; Actinopteri; Syngnathiformes; Syngnathidae
Source: RefSeq, a predicted model, not a curated record
UUAAGCGCUGUAACUGCGCAUGCCCGACAAAAUUACACAACAAACAUGGCGGCGCACUUGUCAGCGUUGAGAAUGGCUUGCAAAGGUGCACUCCUUGGUCGAUGGGUGGGCAAUAUGAGGUACCUUUCACCAGAAUUGUACAGAUGUACGAGGGUACAGACGGCCUCCAUGUUUAGUUCCGGGACGGAACAGCAGCAGAGGAGCCAGAAGGAUAAUAGAGCUGAGGAGGAGGAGGACAGUGAAGGUCCUGAGUACAUGCCCCUUAAAAAGGCUAAGAAUCCCAUGAUGAAGAUCGGCUAUGCAUGGAUGAUAGGCCUCCCCGGUGGAAUAAUCCUCUUCUUGCUGACAAAAAGGCAAGUGGACAAGAACCGUUUAAAGCAGCUGAAAAUUCGACAGAAGAUGCAAAAAUCGAACGAGGGCAACUACGAAGGGAGCCGUUACCGGCGCGCUGUGGAGAAUGCCAAACUUGACCAGUAACCCCUUUGCUUGUUAAAAGACUGAUUCCCAAGAUAGAAAAUGGACAUUAAAGUAGCCUUUUACGCAGGGAUCAGGACAAAUAUUCUCAUGUUUAAAUGAGAUGUAUUGAAUAUUUAAUGUGUCAUAUCAAUGUAAUGGAGGCUAUAUGACUUGAAUUCACAAAAAUCCUCCAACAUAUGAUAAGGCUUACAAAUAAAAUUGUUUGUAUUAUACAUGAAAAGUCAAAAAGAACAAACUCGCACAUCCACAGCAAGUUAAUGCAUCACUUAAAUCAACAAUACACAUAACCUAAAACUGUUAUUUCCAUAUGCCCGCAUGGUCCAUCUUAUAUGGAUGAUUUUAAUGGAUGCAUGGAUAUUAUAGAGGCGGCUGGUGACUGCUUUGAGGUGGGACGGAUUUCUCAGUGAGAACACAAACUGCACAUUAAUAUGUGCUUUCACUUUUAAGUCCCAAGAACCAGAUUUGGCCACCGAAGACCAGGUCUAUUUGGCACUAGUUGCUUUUGAGAAAAUGUUGCCAGGUUCAGAGACAAAGUCACCAAUUGACAUGUUUCUCCAAUUGACAUGUUCUCAUGAGUGAAACAAACAGCUAGCUCAAUGAAAACUAGCCCAAAACAACAGGAAACGUGGGAAAUUUCCAAACAAUUUGACAAAGAAUCAAGCCCAAAAGAACAGGAAAGAGGCGUAUAAGACAUCUGGCAACGCUGACGCCACUAUUUCAGAGGCACUGAAUGAAAGUGAUUUGGUGAAUGGGUGUCUUUUUUUUUGUUUUUUUUAACUGUUCACACUUCAACAAAAAUAAUUAGCCUUACUCAACACGGGUACAGCCUAAAUUUAGGGUGACCAAGCGUUGUUCCUGUCCGUUUUGUCACAUGUCCAUGGUUACCGCCGUCAAGCACAGUUUUUCUGCCUGUCUUCAAAAUAUUUUGAAAAAAAAAAAAUCAGGAAUUGUCAGAAAUAGUAUAUGGAAGAACUGAUCAAAUUUUUGGGGUUAUCCAAAAUCCUAAAUUUUCCCCCCCAAAAAUUAAAAUAGCUACUACUGCGUCCUAAUUUCUCAACCGAUUCAGAUUGUUCCAAAGUUAAAAUUCAAAACUCAUUCAGGACAUUUAGCCUGUCCUGUACAUGCGCUAUCAUGCAAGGUGUUAGCAUUACUAGCUUUUUUUAAAGCUAUUUUCACGGGUAGACACAUAUAUAAACACUUAGCACUGUCAUUCUAGGUGUUAGCAUUGCACAGUUUUUCUGUUUGGGUUAAAAAAAAAAUCAGGAAUUGUCAGAAAUAGUGUAUGGAAGAACUGAUCAAAUUUUUGGGGUUAUCCAAAAUCCUGAAUUUCCCCCCCCAAAAAUUAAAAUAGCUACUACUGCGUCCUCAUUUCUCAACCGAUUCAGACUGUUCCAAAGUUAAAAUUCAAAACUCCUUUAGGACAUUUAGCCUUUACUGUACAUUGCGCUAUCGUGCAAGGUGUUAGCAUUACUAGCUUUUUUUUUUAGACACAUAUAUAAACACUUAGCACUGUCAUUCUAACAUUACCAUAGUAGCAUAUGAGCCAUUUUUAUAGGUACAUCUAUAUAAAUACUUACCAUUAUAUACACACAACCACUAUUCAGCUAGGUGUUGAAUUUACAAAAAAUCCUUCAACAUACACAUAAAGCUUACAAAUAAAAAUAUUUAUUAUAUGAAACCUCAAACAGAACAUAUUUACAAAUCAUCACCCCCCCACAUACACUGCCGAUGUGUUGUUUUAAGUCAAGGUCAAUGUGGGGGGAGCUCACACCCUUGACAUCCUUUAUCAAGACUGUAUUAUGCCUAGAAGUGCCGGAUUGUGGCCAAAGUACAUCUAUGCAACAUAUACUACAGCAGAAAAUAAUGCACGUAACCCUAAACCGCUCUAAACUAGUACGUAAAAGUUGUAGCCUAGCAAAAAUAUUUAACAAAGGCACUUCAAAGUUAAGCACUACAAUCUACAUGCAGAUAUGAAUAUUUGACGUCAGGCCAGCAGGGUGGUAAUUGUGGGUUUAUAAUUGUAAAAUAUAUAAGAAAGUGCAUAGAAAUGUCUUAUGCAAUAACACAAUCUUAAAUUCAGCCCUUAAGUAAUAUUCAUGAUGUGUAGAAUUAUUUCUAAUACAUUCUAGUUAUGACUGGAGAUAAAGCAAAAUGGUUUUACAGCAUGGAAUGGUUCUUGGAUGUUGACGAUGCCGCUUGAGAUUUAUUUGCUAGAACCGAUAAUCUGCAGCAGGAAAAGGAAGAUCUGGACAAUGUCGACAUAUAUGGAAAGCGCGGCGAACACGUAUUCCUCUGGACUGAUGGAAUACUUCCUGUUUCCGAUCAGGAGCUGCGUGUGGUACGCCAAGAACUGCAAAAACGUGAAAGAAAACUCAUGUAACUUUAUUUUAUAAGCCAUCAAAUACUUAAAAGGUUAUCACAUUGUUUGUCUGGUAUCAGGCCAGGUAUCAUGCCCCCCUCCCCCAAGUGCCAGUAUCAGCCCGAGACCGAAGGUCUGAUACCAGACAAACCAUGUGAUGAUUUUAUUAUCACAUACUAUUUAAUCAUGAGCUUAUUAUCAUGUACUAUUUAAUCAAAAGACCAUUUUGUUUCCAGAAAAUGUUCAGUUUAUUACAUGUAUUAUAUCUAAACAGUGUAAACACAAUAUUUCAACAAUAAUAUUUUAUCAACAGUCUUAUCUUAUCAAUGUCUGACAAUUAAAGUUACAUUAAUCAAGUUUGGGUUUUUUGGUGACUGGAGAAGCACAAGGCACUAAGCACUGCUGUUCUCUGAUUGGUUGUUUCACGGGCACGAUAGUGGACAGCUACGGGGGCUGAUAUUGGACAUGGUUAAACUCUAUAUUUUAUCAGUAUCACUGCCCUGGUCUUUGACACAGUAUCAUUUCGGCCUUUUCCCGUAUCAUUCAUGGGCGGUUUCUAGGGUACAGGGACAAUUAAUACUGUAGUAUGUGAUACAGUAAACCUCGGAUAUAUCUGAUUCAAUUGUUCCCACUGGUUUUGUCCGAUAUAAGCGAAAUCCGUUAUAUGCGUAUACCGGAAAAUGUCCGUUUUACGCAUAUAUCGGAUUUAUAUCCGGUAUAUGCGUAAAUCGGAUUUUAUCCGUUAUAAAAAGGCACUUCCUUGACUAUGUUUCCAAUGUACCUGGACGCGCAGGCAACGCU